AAAGCGUACAAAGGACGCGAGAAACAGACAAGCCCUCACUCUCCUCCUAACGUCACGAUAAUCUCGCUCGCCCCUGCUCGUCUUGCAGCUAUCACGCGACGCGUCUACAUGCACUGGGCGUUCGAGAUAGGAGCAGCAGCAGCAAGCAGCAGUAGCGGCCCGAACGCCCUUAGCGAUCACUCGGCCGCAUAAGGACCAGCGCAGCGUUUUUCGAUUGCUACCCUCCCUUUCUUUUCCUCGCUGGCUGUCGGACCGAGGGCCUGUGACCAAAGGAGGGUAUGACGUCAUGGUUGCUGCUUCCCCUCGUGGGGAUCCUGUACAUGGCGGGCUGCAGCCAUGGCUUGGACAACGGGGUGGCCCUCACACCGCCUAUGGGAUGGCUCUCUUGGGAGCGAUUUCUGUGCAACGUCGACUGCAAUAAGGACCCGCAAAACUGCAUCAGCGAGCAGCUCUACAAGACAAUGGCGGACAUCAUGGCGACCCAGGGUUACCGGGAUGCGGGCUACCAGUUCGUCAACGUGGACGACUGCUGGAUGGCAGACGAGCGUGAUUUUGACGGCCACCUGAGGCCCAAUGCCACGCGCUUCCCCAGUGGCAUCAAAGCACUCGCCGCAUACAUACACGACAAGGGCCUCAAGUUUGGCAUCUACCAGGACUCUGGCCUGAAGACGUGCGCCGGAUAUCCGGGCGCAUUGUGCCACUACGUCAACGACGCGCGUACCUACGCCGACUGGGGUGUCGACAUGGUCAAGCUAGACGGAUGCAACCUCAACCCCCGUCUCAUGGACAUUCUGUAUCCGGCGUACACCCAGUCCCUGAAUAGGACCGGCCGGCCGAUAGUCUUCUCAUGCAGCUGGCCUGCCUACCAAGUCGAUCUUGGAAUGAAGCCCAACUACCGGGCAAUCGCCCACUCAUGUAACCUAUGGCGCUACUACGACGACAUCUCAGACUCGUGGGAAAGCGUGCUCUCAAUUCUGGACUACUACGCCUCCGUUCAGGACACACUGAUCCGUGUGUCCGGUCCAGGACGAUGGAGCGACCCCGAUAUGCUCAUCAUCGGCAACUACGGCCUGAGUUACGACCAGAGUAAAGCGCAGAUGGCUCUGUGGGCCAUCAUGGCCGCUCCGCUCUUCAUGUCCGUUGACCUGAGAACCAUCCGGCCAGAGUUCAAGGAAAUUCUGCUCAACAGACAGAUCAUUGCCGUCAACCAGGACCCACUAGGAAAGAUGGGAAGACGGAUCGUGACGGUGAAUGGUAUCGAAGUGUGGGCACGACCUCUGGCACCCGUGACUGACGAGGGCUUUCCGUCCGCCGCCAUCGUGCUAUUCAACCGGCGCCACAUUGGAGGCCCCGUACGGGUCACCCUUCAGCUGAACAGCAUCGGCCUCACCAACCCCCACGGCUACAAGGUGUGGGACCUGUAUGACCCUCAUGCGACCCCGGUCAUCGUCAAGCCGUUCGAGGACAUCCCGUCGACCGUCAACCCAUCUGGAGUUGUGAUGCUCAGGGCCGAGCCAGUGCCCGCUCCAAGACCGCAACCGCAGCAGCCUGAAGGAACCGCGCCUGGUGGAGGCGGUGGAGUGGCCGUUGUAGUCGCGAAAGGAGGCCCUGAAGGUGGCGUUAAGGGCGUGGCAGGCGGGCUCCAGGAGGAGAAAUCGCCAUUGGUGGCGGUGCCGGAGCUGUACCUGGAACAGGACCAAGCAUAAUCCGUAUAAAUGGAGGCGGACAAGGCGGCGGCCCUGGUGGUGGCGUAGGAGUUGGUGGUGGAAUGGGCGCUGGAGCCGGGGGUGGAAUGGGUGGUGGAGCCGGUGGCGGAAACGGUGUUAGUUUGAAUGAAGUACCUGGCGUAGGCACAGGUGGCAGCUCUUCUGGUAUCAUUGAAAACGUCAAUAAUGCGCUUGGAACUGGUGCUGCAAUUGCAGCUGCCAAGCCCGAAGAGGCCCUUCCUGUUGCGAAGGGUGGAAAUGUUGUCAAAGGAGGAGUGUGAUAGCCACAGCGAUAUGAUGCCAACGCACCAAGCGUAAAAUAUGACGAAAGCAAUUGAUUUGGUCUUGAAAAAAGAAUUUUCACACGUUUGUUAUUGGGGGUGCAGUAAAAGCGCGCGUUUGAAACGUGUUUGGGAUUUUAUAAUCUAAACAACAACAAAAAACAGGUAAAAAAUGUGCCCUAAAAACUAAUAAACUAAUUCUGACGUUGUUAUACCACGUGCGUCGAUCAUGCACAGACAUCAACGUAAACGAAUAAAAAAAAA
Rhipicephalus microplus (southern cattle tick) is the source of this 2251-nucleotide messenger RNA. RefSeq names its product alpha-N-acetylgalactosaminidase. Gene Ontology annotation, cellular component: cytoplasm. The record is from RefSeq and is a predicted model, not a curated record. Gene Ontology annotation, biological process: oligosaccharide metabolic process; glycoside catabolic process. Lineage: Eukaryota; Metazoa; Arthropoda; Arachnida; Ixodida; Ixodidae. Gene Ontology annotation, molecular function: alpha-galactosidase activity.